AUGUAAGAUUAUGCAGCCGUGUAUAAUGUCAUAAAUUUCUUACAACUGGAAAAAGAUGGAGGUUAGUAAGAAGAAUAUUCAUCUUCUCAUUUCAAUUUUUCGAAUAAUGAGAAUCCUUCUGUAACUUAAAUAGCAGCAGAAGAUGAUCUUUUGCCUUAAAGUCAUUAAGCCAAAAAGAUAAAGAAGAAGAAACGAGUUGAUUUUCACUAUAAAAGAAGAAGAAGAAACAAUAAAAAUACAGAAUUGAAUAACAAUACACCAUUUAAUUUUAGUGAAGAUCAAAAAAUAUUGUCCUUAGUACUUGAGCAUGGACCAAAGUUCUCUGUAGUUUCAAAAUAUUUUAAUGAUAGAAAUCAAAAUGCUAUUAAAAACAGGUAUUACAAAUACCUUCGAUUCAGGUGGGAUUAAAUAUUAGGAAGGUAAUAAGAAUAUUCUAAAUUUUAUUAGUGAUUACUCGCAUCUUAAUUAAAGAAGAGAUGAUUAAGAAUAGAGCUAAGACAUUACAAAAAUAAUUGAAGAAAUGAAUUUUUUUCCUGAAAUUACAAACUUAUUGUCUUAAUUCGUCCAAAGAGUUUAUGCCCAAUUUAAUUGA
Molecule: messenger RNA, 592 nt
Organism: Paramecium sonneborni
Lineage: Eukaryota; Ciliophora; Oligohymenophorea; Peniculida; Parameciidae
Source: the annotation of a GenBank genome assembly